UGUUGUGAUAUGGCGAUCUUGCAUAAAGGCCGUAUUAAAUCUGCAAAACCAACGAGUUAUUAGGGAUCUGCUGUACAUAAACCGAUACUGGGAGGAUGAAAAAAAAAUUCGAAAAACCUUAAAAGUUCUGAAUCCAGUUAAUUUGGAAUUUGAGCAAAAUGGAACUCACUGUUGACCCGCUCUGUGAACCAGCUAUUUCUGAAGCAAACCUUGAGCACCUUUCACUUUCAGACAAUCUGUCUUCUGUGGAAGCACCAUUAGAUGGUAUUGAACAUGGAAUAGAGGCUACAGAUCGGAACGGUGGCCUUGAGUUAAAACUGGACCUCUAUGUCCCAAUACCACCAAUCAUAGAGCCGAUAACUCCUGUAGAGGAAACAGUGGAGCAUUGUGUUCUUCCUGUGGCAACACAAGAGGACGACACACAACCUGAAGCCACAAAAGGGAAAACAGAUGCCAAUGCUAAACAUUUUCAGUGUGAAAAUCAGCCAAGUCUGGUUGAAUCGAGCUCAGAUACUGUGACAGAAGCACAAUGUGAACAAGCAUCCAAUGAAACGGCCUCUUCAGACUGUAAGGCUGCAACUUGUGAACCAGAAGAGGCUGUAAGCUCCAAAGAAACACCAGAAACACGUGACAACAUUAAAGCAUCAUCUCGAAGUAAAGUGUACAAUACAGAGAGAAAAACCAUCCCUCCAAAGAAGGACAAAUUUAACCCUCUGAGAAUUGACAUGGCCAAAGUAAUACCUCUCACCUCAUCCCAGCUUUCACUACAGUGCAUGGAGUGUCACAUCAUCUUCAGUGACGCUAAAAGCAGAGAUCGCCACAUUAAAUCGAGUCACCCUGCAGAGUAUCAUAAGAAUAUGCUGGGAGAUGCUGUCUUUACGUGCUAUGUAUGUGAUCAGUCUUUCACUUGCUCCACAGAGCUCAUGGCCCAUCAGCGCACACACACAGAUACUGGGCGGUUCAAGUGCCCUUUCUGUAGUGAGGCCUUUUACACAUCCUCCGAGCUAACAAGCCACAAAAGAAGAUGCACUACAACAAGCAUGGAUAUUCUUGCACAGAGUGCAGCAAGCCUUUUAAAACAUUUACUUUGCUCAGAUACCACCAGCGGGUACACACAGCAGAAAAGCCUUAUGUUUGCCCACGCGAAGCCUGUGAUAAAAUAUUUUCUACGUCUAAAUCUCUUCGGAACCAUUUACAAAAACAUCAAAAAGAAGAGGGCAAGGGUGACCAGACAAAUGCUUCAACCACCAUUAAGAAAAAGAAGACUAAAGAAACAAAUGAACGGAAAUUUCCAUGCCCGCACUGUGAUGCAGUUUUCAAGGCCUCUAAAGCUCGGCUUCUUCACAUCAAAAAUAAACACUCUCAGAAGUCGCAAAAUAGCACUGUUUUGGUGCCCCAGCCCAAAGCACCUGGACCUACUCUGGUGCACACAGCAAAUGGACAACCGCCGACUCUGUUUGUGGAAACUGUAGGACCAGCAUCACAUCCAAUGACUGCAAAUAAGCUGGAUGCUGUGCAAAUUAAAAGACUAAUUGAGAAACUUGGAAAUGUACAAAAGGUAAAUCAGUUGGUUAUAUUGCCUUUACAGCCACAACGUUUUGGUUUACCUCAUCCUCAACCAUUACAUGUGAAUUUUACUCAGCAAACACAAUGUGAACAACCCAACACAGACCCAUCAAAUGCUGAUCAAAUUAACCUCCCAAAUUUGCAACCAAAGGAAGCUGCUGUUCUGUCCCAAGAGGAAAAAUCAUUUUCCUCAGAAAAUUCUGGGAUCAAAGUUACACCUGUUGAACUAAGCCAAACUGAGCCACAAAUGCAAAUGGAAGAAAUUCACCUUGAACUCAUACCGAUACAGACCGAACCUUCUGUUUUGCUUGAUCAAACGCCUUUACAGGUUGAGGCAUCUCAAAAUAAUUCUGUUCAUGAGCUGCCACAUACAAUAGAGGAAAAUAUAACAGUCACACAAGUUAAUGAAACUUUGGAAACAAAUGAAGAACCACAUUUAAUCCCUCAACCUGAAAUGGAAAAGUCUAAUCAUGUGGAGGGAAUUGCAGCUUUGGAAAGAAACAAUGACCCACCUUUAAUUCUUCAACCUGAGACCUCAAAGUCUUGUCUUGUGAAAGGCAUUGCGUCUUUGGAAACAAAUGAUGAAGUACUUUUAUUUUCUCAGGCUAAAACUAAAACAAAGCCUAAUCAUGUAGAAGGCAUUGCAGCUUUUGAAAUAAACAAAGAACCACCUCAAAUUUCUCAGUCUGAAGUGGCAAAGUCUCAUGUAGAGGAGGGCAUUGUGCAAGUUUUCACAGUAGCUUCUGAGGAAAUUGUUUCCAAAACAGAAAUAGCUCGUCCCACGCAAGAUUCAACAGACAUUUCAAUAGGAUCACACUUAGAGGUGAUAAUUAAACAAGACGAUAUUAACAAAUUAAGCAAGCCUCAAGAACUUCUGCGAAUCCAAGCUCAAAAGGAGUUUGAGUCAGAACAAGAACCAUGCAUAGAAGGGCCACAACCACAGCCUGAUUCCCUUAAUAGUGUGCAGAAUGGCACAAUAGUAAACCAACAAAGCUCUGUGCCAACACCAAACCAGACUCAAGCUGGGUUACAAGAUAGCACUUUUGUUCAGAAGAAACUUCCAACAAAGAAGAAAAGAUCCAAGAAACAAUUGGGGGAUGAACUAGAGAAUAAGGAACCGAGUAAAGAAAGUGACAAUAUGGCAACAUCAUCCAAGAAAGUCAAAACUUCAUCAAAAGUCAAUCCUAAGAAAAAAGAAAAUGCAAAAAACAAAAAGCUUGUUGUAAGGUUUGGACCAAGUGAGAAGAAAAAAUCCUCUAAACCGAAGGUGAUUAAAACAUCUAAAACAAAACAAAAUCAGAACCAGCAAAUUUGUGAUCAAGGUCAAGUGCCUGCUUUGUCUCAGAAUGACAGUAAAUUGGAUUCUAACCAAAAAUUGCAAAAAGAUAAAAAAGGAAAGGGGGUUGAAUCUCCUUCAGGAGCAACAGUGAAGUCGGUGGGUCAAAUUAAUAAUGCAACUGACAGUGUUUUGGUGGCACCAGAAGCAGCACAACAAGGGAAACCUCAAAAGAGAAAAUUGAAGAAUCCAACCAAUUUGGUCAAAAAGGCAAAGUCCGUGCCAGAGGCUCAACAAGAUAAACCAGCAGUGCAUGUGCCAAAGAAAAAGAAACAAGCUAAAAUUUCUGAAGACGUCGGUGCUAAAAAACCCAAGGUUAGAAAGACCCAAAAUGAUCAUUUUCAGAAAAAAACACAAAAAAUACCAAAGCAUAAGGUAAAACAGGCAAAAUCUAGUCCUGGUGUUGCAGAUCAGGCUCACUUAGAGAAACAAGCUUUGCUCUUGUUAAAAGGCCACAAGCAACCUCAGUUGAAGGUACACAAGUUAGAUGCCACUGAACUUGAGAAAUCACCCCCAAGCAAGAAUGAUAACAAAGUACUGCAAAAAAACAAAAAUGCAAAGAGUAAAUCCUUAAAUGCAGCACACCAAAAGAAAAAAAUGGCAGGUGGAAACAAAUUGUUGGAGCGUCAGGGAGAGUGCUUGUCUUUGGAAAUGCCCCUUGUUGAGAAUAGUCCAGAUUCUGUGCCUACAAAGCCCAAAAUUGUACGGAAACGCAAAGCUCCUAUAAAGAUGGACCAGGAAAUAGCUUUGAGCCCUCCAUAUUCUCAACUUACUCUUGGGUGCCAAGAUUGUGGAAAGACUUUUUCAGAGGUGUCGGCUUUGCAGCAACACAUGGCAUCCUGGCACUCUGCUGGAAAGUUGGCCUUUUCAGAUGAAAUGAGUGUUGCUAAAAAACGUGUCAUUCAAACGAGCCCUAAUGAGAAACGUAUGCUAUCUAAUGUCUUUGAAAUUCAGGUUGCAACAGACUGGGAUAUAGAGACUGAAGUGGGUGAGAUUGUGGGUGAAAGACUGUCGUUCCCAGCAUUAAGUCCAUCUCCAUCUUUGACACUUGCUUCAAAUUGUGCUGAUGGAAAGGAACAAGAAGGAGACAAAGGCGCUGAAGGAAUUGCUCUUGGGUUUGAGGAACAUGCAGAGAAAAAUUCUUCUGAAGUGUUUGAGAUCUCAAAGUCAUCAACCCCAGCAUUAGUCAAAAGCAUCGUGCCCCGGGAGAUCACUGAAGAUGCUGUUGAGAGUGUCUCCGUAAAAGAGCAAAGCAAUGAGUUCAGUCCUAUCACAGAAAUGUCUUGCGACAAAAUCAAAGAUGCAGCGGAGGAAGAAAUUAAAGAAGAACUGCCCUUAGGGGUGAGUUUAAUCAUGGUUGGAGACCAAAAUGCAGAAGAGAACCACAACACUGUCUCUCAAGAGCCUGAAAAUGAAGGGAGCAAUCCAUGUUCCCAGUCUCAAGAGCCUGCAAAAGAUGCAGAGACCGUUUUGAAUCAGAAUGUACUUACUGAGCCAGAGAUUAAGCAAGAAGAGGAGGAGGUCCUUGUCCGCGGAGCUGAUGAUCAUAAAAGAGUGAUUGGAGGGAAUUUUGUAAAGAAAGGUAAGAAAGGGGUUGGAAGAGCCCGGGGCAAGAAAUCAGUUGGAAAAAAAACUAGCACAGAAAACAGAAGUAAAAAGGACAUAGAAGGAAAUAAGGAGCCAGAGGAAUGCCAAGUUCUGUAUCACCUCUGUAUAGUUGACAGUCCAGAAAAAAAGAAUAACGAAACGGACAAGAAUGGAGUUAAUGCCUCUGAAACUCCUCAAGCAUCAACUUCUGAGGAGGCUCCUGAGGAGCAAGUGGUUUUUGAAUUGGACUCUGUUACCACAAGUGUAAUGGAUAUUGUCAAUUUUGAAAAAGGAUCAUUUGAGACAUCUAGAGAGCUGGUCAGAGAAGGCAACUCUCCUGGAAUCAUACUGGAAAAAUUCUUGACCGCUCGUGAGAGAAAUAUGGAGACCCCAAACAUCCAAAGUCCAGUUAGACAGGCAAACUCCAAGAUGGAUACCAGUAAAGUGAUUUCAACCGGCACCUCUUCUGAUGUGAAAAUGGAAGAGCGUUCUACAAAUCUGGUUCAGCACAACCUGACUUCUUCUGAGGGUGGUUCAUUACGUGGAGUACAAAUGUUUUUGGUGAAAGCAGAAGACCACGUGUCUGCAACUGAGAUAUUCCAGACACUCCAGCCAGCACCACCUCAACGGGUUGCAUGUCCAGAUAAGGCUGCUGAUAAGACUGUGGUGCCCAUUCAGAAUUACAGCAAACAAUGUAUAUUUUAUCCCGUUAAAGAGGAAGAGAGGGAACUUUUAGUGGAGUCUCCUCCUGCAGCUCAAACAAGCUUGGUUUCUAGAGAGCACACAGGGGCUUCAUCUGGACUUGAAGAAUGUGAGGAAAUCAGAGUGGAUUCAGUACAAAUGGACAUGCAGCAAUUGUACACAAACUCUGAAGAGGGUGAUGUUAUUUCUGAACAGCAGAGGACUCAAGGGUUUUUAGAGUUUCUUUCUGAGAAUACGGAUGCAGUUGAUGCAGGUAAUAUCCAUUCUGAACCAGAAGCUGAAACUAUCGUCCUCUCCUGUUACCAUGGAAUACAGAGUAAUGGGACAGUACAUCAUAACGGCACAGAAAGAAGUGAUCCAAGUGGUAGAGCAAAUGUUGGUGCUUCUCCAGUGAGCCACAGAGAACCAGAGAGGCAGCUAUGGACGCCCAUUAACUACUUCAAUAAGUAUUUUAAUUCGGACACGUGGAAGGAAAUUGCUGUUUGUACAAGUGAAGCCUCAACUCUGCCAAACCCUGUUACAGAAAAAGAGGUUGCAAAAUAUGUGGGAAUACAUAUUGCAAUGGGAACACUGAAGUUUCCAAGCACUAAGCUCUACUGGGAAGAUUACACACGAGUACCUCUGAUCUCCGAUGCCAUGUCGGCUUCCAGAUUCUGUGAACUUGCUUGUAAACUGAAGCUGGUUGUUUCUGAUACAUCUUCCACGGAGUUGAGUAUUGAUCAGCAUUCUGAAGAAAGUAACAGAGAGCAACCAGGACAGAGUAGCAAGGCAGCACAUGGUUGCACAAACUCAAAGACAGAUCCUUUGUGGAAGGUAAUGCCAUUGAUUAGAAGAGUUCAAGAUGGAUGCCAGGCACUUGACCGAAAUGGAAGCUACGGGGUCGACCAGUACACCCUUCCUUUUCAAAGACACCCUACGCAUUCAUUACUGCACACAGUUGUCGUAAGUGGUGGAGGGUUAGUUUUGGACUUCAGCUUGAGCAUAAAUGACUCCAAUAGAGAAAACGUAGUUGAAAAAAUGGUCUCUAAAGGGAAGGAAAGGAACGAAGGGAUGGUGUUUCUUUGCAAACCAGAGCUUUCCACACCUUCUAUGCUUGAGCAUCUUUUAGAAGCGGGUGUGCAAAGUGCUGGGAAGGUCGGCGGGGCAAGAGGGCAAAUAGGUGAUGAGUUUGUGAGCUCAGACGGAAAGCUCAAACUUUUCAGAUGUCACCAUGGGUUUAUCCUUUCAGCUGUGGUAAAGGAAAAGCCGCGCUCCACAUCUCUCGUCAGCGGCUUUGAGCGAGCGAUUAAAGCUGCGAAUCUCAACCGUGAUUUAAGAAGUCUUUAUCGUACUCCUUGCACAAACUCGGCCAUCAGCGCUUGGCCACAGUCUGUCCUCUGGGACUUGAUCGAUCUGGUGUUGGUAAACGCAUGGAUACAGUAUAAGCAAGAUCACAGCGAUAUUACCGAUCUUUUAUCUCUCAUGUCGUUUCGUUUGGAGGUGGCCAAAGCGCUGAUUCUCUCCAGUGGUGUUGACGCACAAGACUCAUCGCCUCCCUGCCCUCCUGCUCCCAAAAUUCCCAGUUCGGAUACAAACGCUCGACCUUCUCAGGUUCUUGACAGCCCUUUGCCUGAUGAACACACACGGUACGAUGGCUUCGGCCACUGGCCAGAGCAGCUGGCUGAGGGCGAGGAGGCAAGGAGGUGUCGAUUUGGAGGCUGUGAGAGAACAUCUCGUGUGCGGUGUCUUAAAUGCUGUGUGUACCUGUGCAUUUCCCGAAACCACAAUUGCUUCCUGAAGUUUCACAGUCAGGGGUCUUCAUGAGGCUCACAAGCUGUGUUCUUUUCAAUUUAAAGGGGCAGUUCACCCAAAAAUCUAAAAACUGUCAUCAAUUACUAACUCUUUUUUUGUUGUUUGAUUGUUUAUUUAUUUAUUUGUUUAUUUGUUUUGUUGAACACAAAAUAAUGUUGUUAACCAAUUACCAUUGACUUGAGGGGGAGUAAAUUUAGAUUUUUUGGUGAACUAUUACUUUAACAUUUUUACUAAUUGUAUUAAAUAAUACAGAUAAGCAAGUUUAUUUGUUUUUUUUCAGCAAAAACUCAAGCCAUCCUCCCAUAUUUAUUAUAGUUGUGUGAAAAUGACUCUGUUAAACCCAUUUGAAUGUAUAAUGAAUAUUACACUGUGCUCUAUGGUUUUGUUCUAACCAGAAGUUGUAUUUAAUUGGGUUUUGCAUCUUGCAAACAGUCUUUAAUUCUAUUCAGCAUUUAAUUUAAUGCUUUAAUUCAGCAUUCUAUUUCCUAAAAUGGAAAGGUUUAAAAUGAAUGAAGCACAUCACAUGACAGGGGGAAAAUAUGUAUAUCUUGACCACUAAUUAACUAAUUUGUUUCCAUAACUAUUUAUUUAAAUCUAAUUGUCUUAAUUUGUUAUCUAAAACGUUCCUUUUAGUUGACAAAAUUAAAUUUAGUAGGGUUCUAAUAAAUUAUACAUUUAAUUAUAUUCCACUAAUUCAUUUUAAGUAUUCUGUGUGCAUGAAAUAAUUUUGGCUAUGUCAUAAUUUGUUGCCUUGUAUUUAAAUUAAAACAAGGUAACAAAUUAAUUCAGUAUGGCCACUAUUUGCUAAAACAGGGUAUUAAAUAUAAAAAUUUGGGAAUUCUUAUUUCAUGAUGACAAAUUAAAAGUAGCGAACAAAUUGAUAAAAAUGAGAAUAAAUUCUUGAUUUGUGGUCACUAUAAAUACGUAAUAUAUUUUAAAUCAUGUCAUACAGAGUUUUGUAAGAAUGUUACAUUUCAUUUUGUGGCUUUUUUGAAUUGUUCUUGUACA
Molecule: messenger RNA, 7990 nt
Organism: Danio aesculapii
Lineage: Eukaryota; Metazoa; Chordata; Actinopteri; Cypriniformes; Danionidae
Exons: 10
Coding region: 1025-6994 (1989 amino acids)
Biological process (GO): regulation of transcription by RNA polymerase II
Cellular component (GO): nucleus
Molecular function (GO): DNA-binding transcription factor activity, RNA polymerase II-specific; RNA polymerase II cis-regulatory region sequence-specific DNA binding
Source: RefSeq, a predicted model, not a curated record